CCGGGCUCGUCGCGGCGGCGGUUGGAGCGGAGCUGGAACAGACUUGCAGAUGGGUCAGGGACUUUGGAGAAUUGCUAGAAACCAGCAAUUGCAGCAGCAAGGAUACAGUGGACAAGGUUAUCUUACCAGAGAGCAUGGUAGGAGGAUACCUGCUAACAAUGUUUCCAAUACAAGCCAUCGCAAGCAAGCCCAAGGAGGCAUUGAUAUUUACCACCUGCUGAAGACAAGGAAAUCUAAAGAACAAGAAGGAUUCAUUAACCUGGAAAUGUUGCCACCAGAGCUUAGUUUUACCAUUUUGUCAUACCUGAAUGCAACUGAUCUCUGUCUAGCAUCAUGUGUCUGGCAGGAUCUUGCUAAUGAUGAGCUUCUCUGGCAAGGGUUGUGCAAAUCCACUUGGGGUCACUGUUCUAUAUACAAUAAGAAUCCACCUCUAGGAUUUUCUUUUAGAAAAUUGUAUAUGCAGCUAGAUGAGGGCAGUCUCACCUUUAAUGCCAACCCUGAUGAGGGAGUCAACUACUUUAUGUCCAAAGGCAUACUAGAUGAUUCACCAAAAGAAAUAGCUAAGUUUAUCUUUUGCACAAGAACACUGAAUUGGAAGAAGCUGAGAAUCUACCUUGAUGAAAGGAGAGAUGUUUUGGAUGACCUUGUGACGCUGCACAACUUCAGAAAUCAGUUCUUGCCAAAUGCACUGAGAGAGUUCUUCAGACACAUUCAUGCUCCUGAGGAGCGUGGGGAGUACCUUGAAACUCUCAUAACAAAGUUCUCUCACAGAUUCUGUGCUUGUAAUCCUGAUUUGAUGAGAGAGCUUGGCCUUAGCCCUGAUGCAGUGUAUGUACUGUGUUACUCUUUGAUUCUGCUUUCGAUUGAUCUAACAAGCCCUCACGUGAAGAACAAAAUGUCAAAGAGGGAAUUCAUCCGAAAUACGCGACGAGCUGCACAGAACAUUAGUGAAGAUUUUGUAGGGCACCUUUAUGACAACAUCUACCUUAUUGGCCACGUGGCUGCCUAAAAGCACAAUUUGCUAGCACUUAAAAUUUGUAAUUUUCAAAAACUACAUCAAUUCAAGAUAUUAAUUAUUUUGUAGAGAUGGGGGUUAUUUUAGUGCUGGUCAUUCUAACCUCUGUAUGCAAUCAAAGUUUGUGUGUGUAAGUGUGUGUAUGUGUAAACUACCUUUUCUAUCUAUUUACUGUGGGAACAGAAGGAUUUUUUUUCAUUUUUUUUUUUAGUUUUGCACAAAACAAUGCCAUUAGUCUGACAGCCAUUUAUGAAUGUUAAACUGACAUUACAGUCUAAGCUGAAAAAGUGGUGAAUUUGUGCAUUAGAUCUGCUUGAAACUUUAAUAAGUUCAUUCUUUUUAGAAUACCAUGUAAUGUGUAUAUAUUUAACUAAAGAGAUUUAUAAUCAUAAUUAUUUUAUUGUAAAGUAUUUUAACUAAAAUUUCUCCUUUUAUCUCUUAAAUUAGUGUUUGACUUUCGUUUGCAUUUUUUUACAAUGUUGACUACCUCAGAUACUUAAGUUAGAGGAACAUUGGUCUGAAUACUACAAUAAAGUUUAUUCUAGGAUAUGAUAGAACACUUGUAAAAUAUCUAAGCCGGUAUUUUAUACUAUAUUUAUUAACUUGAAUUAGCAUGUUGCCAAUCUGCUAUUCACUCAAUUUUAAAUAUUACAGGCUCUAUUUUAGAUGAACUCUGAUGCCAUACAGGGGUAGCCAGGGGAAUCAUGCAGUGUACAGAGAAGUUUAUGUUAUUUACAUAUAUAACCUAAUUUGCAGAUACUGGUUUUUGGGAAACAGGGCAACUACAAUCAUCUGUUCAGUGCAGUAAGCAAGAAAAACAUCUGAACAGGGAAAGUGGUAGGAGUGAGUAAAGUGUUGCUGCUUUCAACUGGUUCCCUCAGUCUAGAAGUGUCAAUGAUGGAAAUGCCUUGGCAAAUGUAUACCAGAUGACUCGUUGCUAAAGCUGUUAAAAACUGACACUGCAAGAUUAGAGCAGUGACUGUGCAGGAUUGGAGAGCUUUUCAGAGUUAGAUACUGAAUUACGUUCUAAGUCAGUCAUGUAGCGAGAUUUUAAACAGCGCUAAAUUUAUGGAAAUACUUCAAAAAUUACUUGUUUAGGUUGUGUCUUGACGUUUUCUGAAGUGUGGAGAAUAUUAGCAGUGGAACUGCUGUGCAUGUGCAGGAAUUGAAUAAGGAUUUGUCUAGUUUUUGUUCAGACAAAAACUCACAGAGCAGUGCUUUUCUUAAGUUGACAUAACAUGUAGUUGAAGUAAGAGCUGUUCCUGAUUGUUUGUUUACAUAAUAUUCAGCUAUCAGUAGCAUCUAGAUACAUCAUGGUAACAAGUAUAUUUAUUAUUUUUCCCUGCCACACCAUGAGGUGAGGUUGGAAGGUAUUCAUAAUCUGUAAAACAGAACUAAUCUGAGUUUUUAUGUAGAAAGCCUAUUGCAGAGCCAAGAAUUUAAUUCAGGAAUGACCCCUCACAGCCGUGCACUUUGCCUAUGCUGCUACUUUCUGUUUGGCUCCUAGGGAGUGUUACGUUUGUUUUAGAUGUGAGAAGGACAGUCCAUACAAGGGCAACAUAAAUCAUGGGAAGAUAAAGAUGUAGCUAUUACUUCUAUUUCAAGUGUUCAUAACUCUGCUCCACAAACCAAAAUGCAUGCAGAAAAGGUACUUUUUUAUUACAUUACCUUUAAUCACGUGUAAAUACCAUUGCAUUUAUGUAGCAUACACAGCCAAAGCCAGGAGCCAACAGUAUUGCAGCCAGGUUUACAGUAUCACCUGCCUUGCUCAGGAUAACUACUCUUCACCCAGUGUUGUUUCAUGUAUUGCAGAAAGUCCAAGGAUGCGUUCUGCAGUGGUCAAUUAAUCUCAAACACAAAUUAAGAGUUUAUGGUACAGUGGGGAGCUUUCUUUAAGGCACAUGUAUUUGCUCCUGUAUUACAGACAAAAAAAAAAUGGAAAACUUCUAGCAUAAUUUGUAAAACUAACAAUAAAGGAACAAGUGUCUCUGGGCUCUUUUAA
Messenger RNA from Sturnus vulgaris (Common starling), 3017 nucleotides. It is a transcript of the gene FBXO8, whose product is annotated as F-box protein 8. NCBI's taxonomy places the organism in Eukaryota, Metazoa, Chordata, Aves, Passeriformes, Sturnidae. Gene Ontology annotation, molecular function: guanyl-nucleotide exchange factor activity; protein binding. The record is from RefSeq and is a predicted model, not a curated record. Gene Ontology annotation, biological process: regulation of ARF protein signal transduction.